AGACAGACUUGAGAUUGAUAGCUACCUACUACAUGAGACCACAUGCAAGCGUGACAAGCUUGACAAGUGUGUCAUCGGUAUGACUCUGCCAUUCACCCACACACUGAGUCCGUACUUAAGUACGUACAUAAGUACUUACAAGACUGGUCUUCCCACUGUCGAAAGUUCCCCCCUACUCCAAAAAAAUGUGAGCCAUGUCCGAUUCUUACUUGUGGCUAAUAUUGGGAACUAGUACCUGGUCAGCAGGACAGCAAAAUCAAUACACUGGAAGUCUCGACCUCAGCCCUAGACCUGGAGUUUAGAGUCCCUGUUCCGCCACGCGUAAUUCGAUCGAUCAUCGCCAGGCGAUCCACAAACCGGCUGUCGAGACUUGACCAGCCUCAAUUUGGCCACCUCGGAAGGCCUGUGCCUUGUCCGCAUCAAAGCCCAUAAAUCGGAACCUUGUUGACCAGAUCCACGUGCGAAAGUCUAAUCCGACGUCAUGAGUGCCCCUGACAGCAGCCAGCCUGGGCAUAAGCCUGGACCUCGCUCGCUCUCCACCAUCCCGGAUGAGCAGACCCCUUUGAUUGGGAACAACACCGCAUCAUUGCACCCGGGAUCUCAUCAGAGACCAGCAGAUGGGGACGUCGACGGCGAAUAUGACGAUGACGAUGACGAUGACGAUAUCGACCCGGACGAGUUUGACUUGCUGCUCACUCGCUCGUCCUCGUACGCGACUGGGCUGCUCGGCCCCGAGGCGAACGAGACCCCGCUUCUCCGAGGGGACCGCAAACACAGCAGCAACAGCAGGGCAGGCCGACUCCCUCAUAUCUUCUCCAGCCGGCGGGCAUCUGUGGCGAGCGAGGCCCUCGAGGACGGGGUGGUCGCCGAGCUGGAGCGGGCACCCCUCUUCCUCGGGGGCAUUUCUCGUGGCCGCUUCUGGUGGAUCUUCGGCAUCGUCCUAGCACUUCACUUUGUCUCGUGCUUCGACGGCACCAUCAUGGCCUCGUCGCACCCCGUCAUAACCUCGUACUUUCAGAGCUCAAACUCUGCCUCGUGGCUGUCAACCGCCUUCCUGCUCACCUCCACCGCCUUCCAGCCGCUGCUGGGCAGCCUUUCCGACACGGUCGGCCGAAAAGGCCCCUAUCUUAUCACCACAGCAAUCUUCGCCCUGGCAACACUCUGGUGUGCCCUCGCACAGAGUAUGGCGAGCUUCAUUGCCGCUCGGGCUGUCUGUGGUAUCGGGGCCGGUGGGGUCAUGACCCUGGGAAGCAUCAUCGUCUCGGAUCUGGUGCCUAUCGAAAGGCGAGGUGCAUAUCAGUCUUACAUCAACAUGGUGUACGGCGUCGCAUCGACGUCCGGCGCCGCUCUUGGUGGCUUCCUUGCGGAGAAUAUAGGCUGGCGCGCAGAGUUCGGCAUCCAGGUGCCCCCGUUGUUCCUCUGCGUCGGCGUCGCUGCCAUCACAAUCCCCAGCGAUCUUGGCAUGGACGUGCAGGCCCACAAGGAAACAAUGCUGCAAGCCAUGAAGCAGUUCGACUUCAGGGGUUCUUUCUUCCUGACGACUUCCAUCACCUUCCUCAUCCUCGGCCUGAAUCUCGGCGGCAACAUCCUGUCCUGGUCACACCCAUUUGUUAUCACAUCGCUAGCUAUUUUCGCCGCGACCUUCCCGUUGUUCCUAUGGACCGAGAGGUCUGCAUCGAGACCCAUUAUGCCUCUCCGCCUAAUACAACGAUCGCCCCACGCCAACAUGAUAUUCGGCAAUUUCCUCGCCGCAUUCAUCAUGAACACUGUGCUGUUCAACAUGCCCCUUUACUUCCAGGCCGUGCUUCUCACCUCGGCCACAACGAGUGGGCUGUGUCUUAUGGUCCCAACCAUUGUGUCUAGCAGCUGUGGCACUGCGACCGGCUUUCUGGCUACUUGGACCAAGCGCUUGAAAUGGCCUCUCGUGCUCGGCGCAGUCUCGUUCUUUGUUGGGACGGUCGUGCUCUCAUCUAUGCAGCGAGGUUGGCCGCUCUUUGUCUACCUGAUACUUUUGGUGCCCCACUCUAUGGGACAGGGUUUUGCUUUUCCCGGCACUUUUAUCGCUAUUCUUGCGGCAAGCGAGCAGGCGGAGCAGGCCGUAGUCACCAGCACCUUGAUACUUUGGCGCAGCGUGGGUACCGUCCUAGGCAUAGCAGGAAGCAGCCUCAUUAUCCAGAACUCACUGUGGGUCUACCUCGACAUGUAUGUCACCGAAGGGGCGGCCCGAGACGCUGGGUUCUUGGGGGGUAAGCAAGAGGUGAUUGAAACAGUCAGGGAAAGUAUCGAGGCAAUCGGGAACAUGGGGGGCCUCAUACAGGAGCAGGUGGUGGCGAGUUACGAGGCUUCUAUCAGGGCCGCCUUCCUGUCCUGUAUCAUUCUCGCCAUAGCCGGCCUUGUGCUGCUAUUGCCAAUCAGGCUGCCGCGGUUGGGCGAGAGGAAGAAGUAGUUAGAUGGGCUGUGACAAAGUCGUGACAAUUCCAGAACCCCCCUGGGCGGUUGUGCCCUUUGAAGAUCCUGGCGCUACUGCGUUUUUUGUUUGAGAGUACAUGGGCAGCUGUGACAUGAUGAGAACUGAAAGCACUGUCGUGAUGAGUGCGCUGAGGAACAAACGUAUAUCAAGCCGCUGGUCUGCCAGGAUACAGCCGACAUGAUAAGAAUGUGGUGGUGGGUAGGUGUUGACGUUUGACGCAGCGAAGCGAGGAUGCCCAGGUGUAAAGCAGCCAAACCUGGAGACAC
This is a messenger RNA of Diaporthe batatas, 2736 nucleotides long. RefSeq lists its product as uncharacterized. Gene Ontology annotation, molecular function: basic amino acid transmembrane transporter activity. Gene Ontology annotation, biological process: basic amino acid transport; transmembrane transport. The record is from RefSeq and is a predicted model, not a curated record. The transcript is spliced from 5 exons. Gene Ontology annotation, cellular component: fungal-type vacuole membrane. Lineage: Eukaryota; Fungi; Ascomycota; Sordariomycetes; Diaporthales; Diaporthaceae. Bases 482 to 2446 code for a protein of 654 amino acids.